Drosophila bipectinata is the source of this 1627-nucleotide messenger RNA. Lineage: Eukaryota; Metazoa; Arthropoda; Insecta; Diptera; Drosophilidae. The record is from RefSeq and is a predicted model, not a curated record.
AUGCGCAAGGGCACUGCCGCCCUGAAGCGCCAGCAGGUCGCCCAGCUCCGCCAGCACCAUCGGCAGCUGCUGGCCAACACUCCGGAGCUUGCGCUGGCCUCCACCUCCUCCUCGCGCAUAGCUGCAGCACUGAUCUCCUCGGCGGUGGCAUUGAGCGCCUCAUCCGCGAGCAUUGUAAAUAAUCAUCACCACGGCCAUAUGCAACAACAACAACACCAGCAGCAGCAACAGCAACAACCGCAGAUACGCCAUCAUCCGCACACGCCGCACCAGCAACUGCAGUCGCACCGACACCACCAUCAUCAUCACUCGCACCACCACCAUCACCACCACAGCCACAGCCACAGCCACUCGCAGCACCAUCACCAUCAGUGUCGCUCGAAACGCAAACUGCAGAAAUUGUAUUAUACGCUUUGCCGUUAGAUCUGUAACUUAACUUUAUGAAUGUAUACUUGUAUGAGAGAAAGUUUCUUAGAACCACCCACCAUCACAGGCACCCCUCCCCCCCUGCCCAGCUAGCUUAAGUCGAUUCACCCAAAAGUCAUGUCUAUUUUUUGUAUUUUUGUACAUGUAUUUAUUUAUUCCCAUCUUUGUGUUCGUCCCUUUUACGAAUAUCUCAUUUUUAUGAUUGGCCCAAAAUUGAAACAAAAAUCUCAUCAGUGCAAUAAUACAUAUACACAAACCUUAUAUAUAUAUUUUUAUAUAUAUGAUUUUAUAUUUUAAUCCCAUCUUAUGUAUACAAACACUCCAAGCUAGUUAUUUAUAAUUGGAAUAUAUUUGUGAUUUGCGCACAUUAUUUAUAGCGUGACUCGAGCAAUUUUCGUUUUAAGAACCCAUCCACCCCCAAGGAAUUUAACUAUCACUCGCACUGUCGCCUCCUAAUCAACCUAAUCAAUCUAGACCACAGAAGCCCCACUAAAUCCUAAAAUGAUUAAGUAUUACUUAGCGUUAAUAAGAUAUACCUUAAGUGUCAACUGGCAAGAACCGACAACAAAACAAAUAGUACUUUAUUUAGAGCGAUCGGCAGAUCGAGUUCGAGUUUGUGAGGCGAGAAGACGCGAGAAGAGCAUCUUCCCGUCCAUACCAAGUAGUAUACGUAGUUUUUUCUGAUUGUGCUGGACAAGUCAAAUAAGAAGUACUCAAUGCGAAUAAAGUAAGGUUCGAGAUCGAUAAAUAAUUAUAAUGGCGCGCGUUCCUUAUACUAUAUAUCAACGGGGAGCUUAUUACUGCUUCCGCUUAUUCAACAGACAAGACAGAGAGACACCCGCUAUAACUACAAGUAGCUGGGAUUAAUUACACAAAAUUUCGUACCUUUGUAGAAUUUGCAGUUCAAAAUUGCUUUAAAGUUUGUCAGUGUCAGUGUAAGUUUUACGGCUUAAAAUUCACAGAAACAAGAAAAAUAUAGACAAGAAUCGCGUAAAUUAAAAAAUAAAAACAGUCGCUCUUGCAUAUAUGUAUGUAGAUAUAAAUUGAACAUUAUAAAUGAAAACGCUCCGAAUUUGAAACCAAAAAAAUAUAAAGAAACAACGUUCUAAGAAAGUCAAGCAAAGUAAUCGACUAAAAGAGUUCCCAAUGUAAAUUCUACUGAUUUAUGUGAGUCUGGUAAUAAAACGAUUAAGCAUUAAAA